AUAUAGAGAACAGAUAGACAGACACUCUAUUCUAUAGAUACUCUAAAAAAUAAAUGCUAAAUUAUAAAAUUUAAUAUUGAAAUUAAUAAUUUUGCAGGCUCUCGAAUGUAUAUAUGGGACUAUGUAGCUCAUAGAAAGGGCUUUAACUGGAAUGGAAGAAUUAAAAGGUUUGGCCAAAAUUCUCGCAUCAGCGAUUAUUGGAGUUUUUUAGGACGUGUAACUCCAUCUUUUGAUAAUAGUUCUUCAAGGAACGUCACUACACAGAUAGGACAAACUGUUUAUCUUCAUUGUAUUGUACACAACCUCGGAGAUAAAACGGUAUCGUGGAUAAGAAGAAAGGAUUUUCAUGUUCUAACUGUUGGAUUAGAGACUUAUACGACAGAUGCUAGGUUUCAAGCUAUUCAUAUGGAAAGAACGAAUGAUUGGUCUCUACAAAUAAGAUAUCCUCAAUUAAAUGAUGCUGGUUUAUACGAAUGCCAAGUUGGUUCGGAUCCAAAAAUUAGCUUUUUUGUCAAUCUCAACGUUGUAUCGUGGAUAAGAAGAAAGGAUUUUCAUGUUCUAACUGUUGGAUUAGAGACUUAUACGACAGAUGCUAGGUUUCAAGCUAUUCAUAUGGAAAGAACGAAUGAUUGGUCUCUACAAAUAAGAUAUCCUCAAUUAAAUGAUGCUGGUUUAUACGAAUGCCAAGUUGGUUCGGAUCCAAAAAUUAGCUUUUUUGUCAAUCUCAACGUUGUAGAGGCAAAAGCAUCGAUACUAGGACCUCAUCCACUUUAUAUCAAAACAGGAAGUUCUAUUAACUUGACUUGUGUCAUAACUCAAAGUCCAGUACCUCCAGUUUUCGUUUUUUGGUUUCAUAACGAAAGAAUGAUCAAUUAUGAUUCUUCGAGAGGAGAAAUAUCAUUACAGAAAGCUGGAAACGAUACAGUUGUCAGUAAAUUAUAUAUAAAGGAUGCACAAGCAGACUACUCCGGAAAUUACACCUGCGGUCCUUCAAAUGCUGAUUCUAUAAGUAUCUCAGUAUAUAUACUUAAUGGUGAACAACCUGCAGCCAUGCAACACGAUGCCAAUGCUUCCAAAUCAACAUCAUCAGCUCGAGUGACGUUGUCACCUGCAACAUUCUUGCUUCUAGCCUUAUUCUACAGGUGACGUGAAACAAUAUCGGAAUUCCGUCAACACUGAUGGAAGAAGAGGGGAAAAAUAAUAAUAAAAUAAAAUAAAACAACAACAAUAACAACAACAAAACAAUAUAACUUCGACUCAAACAUUACGACAAACACUGCCCAGAUGGUUCUUGGCAUAUGUUGUCCUUAUGAUUGUUCUCUAUGGUGCUUCCUCUUUUGACAACGUCGCUGUGGAAGCGGGUAAAAACCGGACACGAAUCCAAAUGUCUACGUUAAGAAAAA
Messenger RNA from Centruroides sculpturatus (bark scorpion), 1403 nucleotides. RefSeq lists its product as uncharacterized. Gene Ontology annotation, biological process: synapse organization. The transcript has 5 exons. NCBI's taxonomy places the organism in Eukaryota, Metazoa, Arthropoda, Arachnida, Scorpiones, Buthidae. Bases 106 to 1146 code for a protein of 346 amino acids. Gene Ontology annotation, cellular component: neuron projection membrane. The record is from RefSeq and is a predicted model, not a curated record.